This is a messenger RNA of Sugiyamaella lignohabitans, 3078 nucleotides long. RefSeq names its product transcription regulator CYC8 (gene CYC8). Gene Ontology annotation, biological process: regulation of gene expression. NCBI's taxonomy places the organism in Eukaryota, Fungi, Ascomycota, Dipodascomycetes, Dipodascales, Trichomonascaceae. The coding region runs from base 1 to 3078 and encodes 1025 amino acids. The transcript has a single exon. Gene Ontology annotation, molecular function: RNA polymerase II cis-regulatory region sequence-specific DNA binding; protein binding; chromatin DNA binding. The record is from RefSeq and is a predicted model, not a curated record.
AUGUCUUCACAACCUCAAUUAUUAGCUGCUCCAGCUACUCUAGGUCCUCCAUCUAGGCCGCCAAAUGGUCAAGUUGUACACGGACCAGGUCCUCAGGUUGUUACUAACGGUAAUGGAUUACCUCCUCCACCCCCUCCACCUCCUGGUCAACCAGGUGGUCCAGGUGCAGGACCAGCUCCCGGCCAGCCAAUAGCGAGAAUCCAACCAUCCCCUGGUAAUCAACCUCCCCUUCCACCUCCACCUCCACCUGCUCAGACCAAUGGAGGUCCUGUAGAUAACGUGUUUCAGAAGUUGCAGGCUCAAAAUGUCGAAACUUGGCUACAGGUCGGAAAAGUGGCUGAAUCAAUGGGCGAAUACGACCGUGCCAUUACUUAUUAUGAAUCGGCUUUGAAGCACAAUCCUUAUUCGAUUCCCGUUCUUACUGCUAUUGCAAACCUGUAUCGAAGUCGAGAAUUAUUUGCCAAGGCCAUUGACUAUUAUCAAAACAUCUUGUCCAUUGCCCAAGAUUCUGGCGAUACUUGGGGUUCUUUGGGCCAUUGUUUCUUGAUGAUGGAUGACCUUCAAAAGGCAUAUAGCGCGUAUCAACAGGCUCUGUAUCACCUUCGAGACCCCAAGGAUCCUAAAUUAUGGUAUGGAAUUGGUAUUUUAUACGAUCGAUAUGGUUCGCUCGAGUAUGCUGAAGAGGCAUUUUCCCAGGUCAUGGAUAUGGACCCUAAUUUCGACAAAGCAAAUGAGAUUUACUUCCGUCUCGGUAUAAUAUACAAACAGCAGUUCAAGUACCCUCAGUCUUUGGAUUGUUUCAGAUACAUUCUGUCCAACCCUCCUAGACCUUUGACUGAGAUUGACAUUUGGUUUCAAAUUGGUCAUGUCCAUGAGCAACAAAAGGAGUAUCAAUUGGCAAAAGAGGCAUAUGAGCGAGUUCUAAUUGAAAACCCUGCACAUGCCAAGGUACUUCAACAACUUGGUUGGUUGUAUCAUCAACCUAAUUCAUCGUUUACCAACCAAGACCAUGCCAUCUCGUACUUGACCAAGUCUCUCGAAGCAGAUGCGAAUGAUGCUCAGUCGUGGUAUUUAUUGGGAAGAUGUUAUAUGGCUCAACAAAAGUAUAAUAAAGCUUAUGAGGCGUAUCAACAAGCUGUUUACAGAGAUGGUCGUAAUCCUACAUUCUGGUGCUCAAUCGGUGUGUUGUAUUAUCAGAUUAAUCAGUAUCGUGAUGCUCUGGAUGCCUACUCACGUGCUAUUCGAUUGAAUCCAUAUAUUUCAGAAGUGUGGUAUGAUCUCGGUACAUUAUAUGAAUCGUGUAAUAACCAAAUCGCUGAUGCUCUUGAUGCAUAUCAACGGGCAGCUGAACUGGAUCCUCAUAAUACACAUAUUCAAGCAAGAUUGGAUCAGUUGCGUGCUUCACAAAAUGGAGGAGGUCCUGUUUCACAUCCAUUACCUCCUAGACCUCAGGACGUCAAUCCUCAGAGCUAUCAACAGGGUCCUCCCAGUGCUAUUUGGGACAUGCAACAACAACAGCAGCAAGCUGCCCAACAGCAACAACAGCAACAACAGCAGCAGCAACAACAACAACAACAACAACAACAGCAGCAACAACAGCAGCAGCAGCAGCAACAACAACAAAGACAGGCACAAGCACAGGCUCAAGCUCAAGCACAAGCUCAAGCACAAGCACAGGCUCAAGCACAAGCUCAGGCACAAGCACAAGCACAAGCCCAAGCACAGGCACAGGCUCAAGCACAGGCACAAGCUCAACAGCAACAUGCCCAAGUUCAGGCCCAACAACAUGCCCAAGCUCAAGCUCAGCAACAUGGUCAAGCGCAACAGCCACCUCAACCAGGUCAUCCACAUCAUUCACACCCAUCUCAAGCACCAUCUGAUGCCCACCGACUGCCUCCUCAACAACAGCAGCCACCACCUCCACAACAGCAACAGCAAGGACAAUUACCACCUCCUUCGCAACACCUGUCAGGACCACCACCACCUAUCGGAUCGGCACCUCAACCAUCGUUCCAACCAACACCACCAGUACAGGGUCAUCAGUUACCCCCUCCUCAAUUACAACAACAACAGCAACAACCUCAACCAGGACAGCCAAAUGGGCAACCUCAACAACAGCAACAGCCAUUAGGUCCACCAGGCAGUCUGUUACAGUCCAAACCACCCCAACCAUCAAAUCUUAAUGGGAGUACUGAAGGCAAUGAGUCACAACAGCCCAUUACCAUGGCACCAAUAAACCAUGGUACAGCCAGCGCGCCGUCAAAUGAUCAGCAGCAACAACAAUCUCUACCAAGAUUGGCUACUGUGAAAAACUCGCCAGACCAUCAGUCAGUUGGUUUAGCUCCUAUUGGCGUACGUGAUGGUAUUGAAUCAACAGGAAAUACCAUUCCCUCGAUUGUGAGCUCAGGUGGUGGUCCAGGUAGUGGUACUAUAUCAGUUGGUCCUCCACCAGCAUCGACAGCCAAUGAGCCUUCAUCGGUGGGUAUAAAGCGAUCAGGCGAAUUUGAUCAUAGUCAGGAGAAUAACAAACGUCCAGCUCUUGAAGGAAUUAACCAGCCAGUUGCAUCUCAACCAGUUCAACAAACACCACCAACAGCAAUUGCUUCUGUUGUUGGUGCUGGUGCACCAACGGCAGCAGUUACGCCAGUUCCUUCUAAUUCAGCAGGAGCAGACGAGGGACGCAAUCCUGAUGAGCCACUUGAAGCUCCACAACGAAAUGUUGAUGAAGACUCUGAUUAUGAUGCAGCCGAUGAGCCAGCCAGCAAGUCUGCUGCUGCUAAUGCUUCAUCAACAGCAGCCCCUGUAUCAAGCGAGGUUGCUGGCAGCAAUAAUGGGUCUGUUAAUGGAUCCAGUGAGCCAGCUAAGGACGUUAAGCCACAUACAAGCGAGGAAGGAAAGUUGGCUGAGCCAUCAGUGCCAAGUCAACCAUCCGAGGCUACUACUACAGCAGCUACACCAGCCACGACAACCUCAGCUCCUUCGACAGCCGAUACACCAGCUCCGGAGUCCAAGCCUAAUGACGAUACAAAACCAGCCAGCGAGGCCACGACAACAGCUGCUGCGACUCCCUCGACAUAA